AGGACCGUUUACGGAAGUACGCGUUCUUCGCCGACGAUGAAGAAGAAGCCGAAAAGGUGUUUUCUUUGCCUGCUAGGAUAGCUAACUGGCUAGUAUAUUUCUUGGAUAAGUCAUUCCUUCCCUUUCUCUUCAUAAAAAUACGAAGCAAUAAGUUCUUUGGAGGUGAAAUAUGGAACCCCCAUUUCCUCUGCUCUCCCUGGGUGUCCUGGUCCCUCCUCUCCGGAUGAUGUCAGCACUCAUGUGGCAGGUGGUGCGCCUGGGCAACAUAAGUCAGUAUGGGAAAUUGGAGGAGUUUGUUUCCAUGGUCACAGAGGCGGUUCCAGAUCUCCUGUCCAACAGACAGAGGUGGCUGCUGACCCUGGCACUCAGAGGACGGGUGAGUCUACAGCUAUUAGGGUCUGGACAUCCUGAUGACCUCAAGGCUGUUCAAACCCACCUGGAUAGAAUCACAGCAUCUGGUCUCAAACAGUCAAACGAUGCCGCAAUUGAAUUUGCUGAAUCCAACUUCCUGAAGCUGAUCCAGAGCCUCGUGGAAGACCCAGAUAGGAGGGAACACUUCUUCAAGGUUGUGUUCCCCGUGGAGUAUGGACCGAGCUUUGACUCGGCGCUGCAGACUCUGGUGUGUCAUUUGCUGUCCAGACUGGAGGAGCUGCUGCCUGUCCCUGACUUCAAACAGACUGCUCUGUUGAUCAGUGGUGCCCCAUCUGUCCUGAAGGACUUCAUGAGCAGUGUCUCCCAUGCAGAGGAUCUGAAGUCCCUGCUACAGAACCCACAGUGCCACGGGAAACUCAAGCUGCCCAAGAGCGCUCCUUCACAGAUAGAGGACCAUCUCCUCUGCUCCUUAUCCCUUCCUCCCUCACUGAGACUGGGCAAUGCCUCGCACCACAGCGCCAGCGAAUCCAAAGCCUUCCCUGACUGUGAGAACCCGCCCCUGCAGGUCAGAGAUAACCAGGGGACUAUGACUGACAAUUUGAGUGGCCAAUGGGCUGAGUCCAAAACAAGUAUAGAUCAAAACAUGAUUGGAACAGAUUCAGUAGAAAACCAAGGAGGUUCUCAACGAACGAACAACCAGAAGGACGUGAAGGAGAAAGAUGUGGAAAGACAAAGUGCAGGAAGGAAAGCAGUAGACACGGAGCACCAAUACUGCCUGAGCACCAAUACUGCUCCUCAAACUGCUGACCAAAACACGGCACCAUCAGCCAGCCAACAAGCUGCCUCAGCCUCCACCUCAGUCUCUGCCCAGGACACCACCUCAACAUCCACCUCGAGCACCCUGUCGUCCUCGUCCGGGGUGUCACCGGAGCAGCCGCGGCAGCGCGUGGCCCACAGGUGUCCACAGUGCGGCCGUUGUUUCAUUUACCGCUAUAAGAUGCUGGAGCACCAGAGACUCCACACGGGGGAGAACCCUUACAAGUGUUCCCAGUGUGGUAAGACCUUCAGAAGGUCCUCGGAGAUGUCCACCCACCGCCGAACGCAGUGCUCCAACGCUGCCUAUGUCUGUAUUAAAUGCGGAAGCAGUUUUGGGUCGGUCAGAGAGCGGGUCAGUCACCGGUGUUGUGGUAGCAAAGCAGCGGCGGCGCAGAAGUUUGAAUGUCCACAGUGUGGGAAGAACUUCAAGUGGCACAACUCGUUAAAGAAACACCUGGUAACCCACACCAGGAAGAAGGGCUUCAAUUGCAGGUACUGUGGUGAGGGGCCGUUCCCAGGUAUCGCUGAGCUGAGGACCCACCAGAAGGUCCAUGAUGGAGAAGAGAAGCCCUACAAGUGUGAACAGUGUGGAAAGGGCUUCAGCUCCCAGGGCUGGCUCCAUGGCCACGAGCAGCGCCACUCCCAAGAGAGGUCCAAGAUCUGCCCCAGCUGUGGAAAGGCCUUCCGGUGUAAAGGAGACCUGAAGCUCCACAUGCGGACUCACACCGGCGAGAGGCCGUACCAGUGUACCUACUGCACCAAGCGGUUCUCUGUCAACGGAAACCUGACGAUACACAUCAGGACUCACACAGGGGAGAAACCUUUCCUCUGCUCUGACUGCGGCAAGGCCUUCUGCUCCGCAGGAGAGCUGCAGAUCCACAGGAGGACACACACUGGGGAGAGACCGUACAAAUGCACCGUCUGCGAGAAAGGCUUCACCAUGGCCAGUCAGGUGACUCUUCACAUGCGGGUACACACGGGGGAACGACCCUACGUGUGUCAUGAGUGUGGAAAGGCAUUUCGUCGCGGUGCGGAGCUGAAGACACACAUCCUGAAUCACAGUGGGGUGAGACCGUACCCCUGUCGUCUCUGUUCCAAGACCUACACCUGCCUUAGUCACCUGAAGAGACAUUUGAAGACUCACGGGGACCAGUCGGUGGAUAUGAGCAGUGAGUUGUCUGUAUCUGCUGUAUAAUAAACCACUUGAAAAGAAAACACCUUUUAACACAGUUUUGUCAAUAUAAAAAGGUGCAUAUUUCAUUAACUCUAACCCUAACCCUAACCCUUAUAUUAAGAGGUAGUUGACUGAACUCCGUAAGGAUCAUCGCCAUGUUUGCUUAUUGCUACUAUCAGGACUAAGACUGUUGCUUCUAGAACAAGACGAGUGUUGCUUCUAGAACAAGACGAGUGUUGCUUCUAGAACAAGACGAGUGUUGCUUCUAGAACAAGACGAGUGUUGCUUCUAGAACAAGACGAGUGUUGCUUCUAGAACAAGACGAGUGUUGCUUCUAGAACAAGACGAGUGUUGCUUCUAGAACAAGACGAGUGUUGCUUCUAGAACAAGACGAGUGUUGCUUCUAGAACAAGACGAGUGUUGCUUCUAGAACAAGAUGAGACAUUUUUCUUUGUUGCAGUUCUAGGUGUUUUUAUAAUAAUUUUGAUCAUGUCUUAGAUUGAGGCUUUUGGAUGGUUGCAGUAGCUAGUGUUUCUGUUCAUCUCACAUGUGUUGGUUCUGUUUACUUAACAAAUAAGGAACACUCAAAAUGUGUGCACUUAUAAAUCGUAACAAUUUUAAUCAAAAAUAAAUCUGUAGACAGAAGUCAAAGAUCACACAUACAACUGAUGUCUCUCAUGAGUUCUGCCCCGUAGGAAAAGUCCAAGUUGCUUUUGUCAUGCUUGUAGUCAACCCCCUGUGAUGUCACUGCAUACGUCAUUACCUGCUACUCAUCAGACCAAGGCCAUGCAUACACAGCAAAACAAACUUGCAAGAGAGAUACAAUAGUUCCAGUGUUUUCUCAGGCCUCAGCAGUUAAAUGUCCCCAAGUUGAUUUAUAGAGGUCUGUCUGACUCUUAUCUCUUCUACUUCCCUGAAAAGACUUUGGAACAAUUUUAAAAUGUUAUAACGAAUAUAUAAAUAUUGUCCAUCUGUAGUCUAGGAUCCUAUAAAUGUAGAGGAGGUGGGGUCCAAUAACCCCUCCCCUUCUAUUAAUGCAACAUAAGUAUAAUCAAUUAUUAUAAUACAUCAAUCAUUUGGUGCAGCCCCUAUCAUGACCCCAAUUUGACCCCAUCACAUGCCAAAUGAAUCCAUGUCUGUUCAUCUCAGAUGCCAAGUUAAUCAGCAAUGGAAAGUGUUUUGUUGACGAACGGAACUCUUAGUUGUGAGGAGACACAUGAAGGUCUCUCCCAACCCACCUUAAUUAGAGGGUAUGCAAUCAUGUUUGACCCUGUUUUUCCAAUAACCACAUUUUCUGCAGAAAAAAUAACUCACUUAAACUCAAUUUCACACUGACUUGAUCUUUGGUCAAAAUGUUACAAAGAAAGGACGAAUGAUUGUUUUGAAUAUGUUAAUUGAAAUGAAAAUAUUAAAUGAUUUCUUGACUA
Molecule: messenger RNA, 3789 nt
Organism: Oncorhynchus gorbuscha (pink salmon)
Lineage: Eukaryota; Metazoa; Chordata; Actinopteri; Salmoniformes; Salmonidae
Product: zinc finger protein ZFMSA12A-like
Exons: 9
Coding region: 170-2383 (737 amino acids)
Biological process (GO): regulation of transcription by RNA polymerase II
Molecular function (GO): DNA-binding transcription factor activity, RNA polymerase II-specific; RNA polymerase II cis-regulatory region sequence-specific DNA binding
Source: RefSeq, a predicted model, not a curated record